GAAAUAUAGUUAUAUAUAAAUAAGUUUUAAAACACAUAUGCGUAUUGCAAGUGCCAAGAUAUUGUUGUUUAUUUCCUAAGAAACAUGUCGCUUGUAUAUUUUGCCAGCGGGGACAGCAAAGCGGACAUCGAAUAUCAGACAAUCUCCUCGACUGCUACCCAGAUUAGCCAGGAGCAAUCGGAGCGACUGCACGACCGCAUCUCCAAGGCCCAGUUACAGAAGCUGUACGAACUAUUUAAAUCAGCACCAGGUCAAGUGGUUGGCUGUGGAGAUUUGCGACGUAUGCUCGAGGAUGUAGACAUUACCUUUAACGAUUUCGCCUACACGCGUCUCUUUCUAAAAAUUAAUCAGAAUCAUGAUUUUAUGGUGGACUGGAAUGAGUUUGUCUCGUAUCUAAUAUUCGGGUUUCAGGAGGAGGAUCCCAGCAGCCAAAAGGAGGCACUUAUUAUGCCCAUCUCGAUGGCGCCAGUUGUACGCAAAACCGAGCACCGUUCAGCGGUCUGUUGCAUAACAUUGCUUAAGGUCAAGUCUGAUCAGACUCCAAUGGAAGAGAUCACCGAAUCAGCCAAUUAUUCUUUUGGUGGCGAGGACUCGCCCGAGAACUCGGGCAUGUGGGUAACGGCCAGUCAUGAGGGUCAAUUGCGUUUCUGGAGCGCGCACAUGGAGCCACUGCGUAGUGCCGUCUCCGAGAGCAUUCACUUGAAGGUGCCCACCUGGAUACUGGCCCUGCAGGCGCUGUCCGACGUGAGCAUCGUGUGCACCUCCUCCACGGAGCGUGAAUUGCGCUUCCAUGAGACGAUUGCCUCUACCUUUACGCUGCGCAUGGUCAUUCGCAGCCUGCCGUAUGCUGUCUAUUGCAUGAGUUAUGCCUUCUACAACAACGGCAAGACACACUCGAAGCUGGUGCUCGGAGAUUAUGCUGGCAAUGUCCGGAUCCUGUCAUAUUCACCAUACCUGCGCGGUCCGUUCCAGGCGAAGCCCGGCGCGGCGCUGGUUGAGCUAGUUUGGGCGGAUGUGCUGCGCGGCCGGAUACCGCUGCUAAUACCACGGGAAUACAUUAAUCUGCACAACGAGCUCAUCUCCUGCGUCUACUUCUCGCUGCACAUGAACACGCUGUUCGCCUCGGCCGAGUACAGGAACACCAAAAAGUAUCGUGGACGCUGCCCGGGCCUUAUAAUGGUCAGCAACGAGGAUCGCAACAAUUUUCGCAUACCAUUGGGCGUAUCCGUGUUCUAUGUGUCUGAGAUCAAGAAUAUUUUGGUCACCGGUGGUCCGGAUACCUUUGUGCGCAUUUGGGAUGUCUAUAUAUCAUCCGAGCCAUCGGCCAUUUUGACUGGACACAAUGGCGGCAUUGUGGCCGUCUUUGUGCAGCCGGAGGAGAAUAAGGUGUACAGCGUGGACUAUCAUAAGAUAAUCAAAGUGUGGGAUCUGCAGGAGCACACGCUGCUCCAGACCUAUGGCGAUCUGGUGCGCGUCAUUCAUCACAGCGAAACCGAUAUUAAAUAUUAUUAUCAUUCGCAUCUGCGGGAGCUAAUGGUCGCCGGUCGCAAGCUCAUCCAGAUCAAGUGCUGUCCCCGUGUCCGGGUCGAUCUCACCGAUGGCAACACCCAUGCCGCGCCCGUCUCCGUGGUACUCUAUAAUCGCCUGUUUCGCAACAUUGUGACCUGCGGCCUGGAUAGCUAUAUUAUAGUGUGGGAUCCGUGGACGGGUCGUCGCAAGAUCAUCAUGAAAAACUGUCACACCAAGAUGAUUUACGGGGAGACCAUUGACAUUGAGAUUACGGCUGCCUGCUUCGAUCCGCUGGAGCAGUUCCUGUUGACGGGCGCACGCGAUGGUUCGCUCAAGAUUUGGAACUACAACAAUGCUGUCGUGGUGCGCAAUAUGAGCAUUCAGCCGGACCAGGAAGUGACCGCCGUUAUCUGGGUUGUAGAUCGUAUACUGGCCAUGGGCUGGGACCGACAGGUGACCGAGUUCAAUGAUGUGGAGGGUCGCGAAUAUGGCGAUCCAAAGAAGUGGGCGAAAUUCCAUACGGACGAUAUCACCUGUGCCGAUGUCAAGCUGGGCGAGGGCGUGGUCACGGCCACUUACUCUGGCGAGAUCAUCUUCUGGAAGCUGGAGACGGGCCAGCCGUAUCGACGCUACAAUGUCAUGGAUCCCAGUCGCUUUAUUGAGCUAAAGCUGAAUGCUGAGGAGGAGAAAUUAACGCGACGCAGCAAACGCAUGUCCUCACUCAUAGGCGUAAAUAGACGAAGCACUUCCGUGCAAGCCGUUAAGCCGGAUGAAAUCAAGGAUUAUGGAGCCAAUAUACCUGUUUCCGUGCAGGCUGUGCUCUUUCUGCAGCGACGUCCAAUGACCAAGGAACAUGGAAGCGUCUUUAUCUCCCUGGAUACGGGCACCAUUCAGGUCUAUUCGCAUCAUCAGCAUGGCGGCUAUAUUAAGCAGUUUACGGCCGUCCACAAAACAGGCGACUGUGUGCUGACCAUGGCCACAGAUCGCAAGAAUCGAUUCCUCUAUACGGGCACAGCCUUUGGUUACAUCAAGGUUUGGCAUAUUGUCAAUUAUUGCAUACCGAAGGCGGAGCAGACGCAUGUGUGCAUGCCCAGACUGCGACUGGAAUUUAUAUUCCUGCGAAAGGAACUCUUCUUGACGCGCGCCAAGCGUAUGGUACGUUUUCAACCGGAGCCCAUGCUGGUUAGCUCUUACAAGGGACACCUUAAGGCCAUAAAUUCCAUACGUUUCAUCAAUUUGCCAAAGAUCAUAUUCAGUGGCAGCCACGACUAUUCGUGCCGCCUGUGGACGCAAGGAGGUCGCUACCUGGGCACUCUGGGCACUGUGCUGCCCUGGUCGAAACUGACACCUUUCGAGCGCGCUGGCGAGGAUAAUCGCGCCUAUCGCCUGCCGCCGGAUAUCAAGAAGGUGGCCAGUUCCACAACACUCAAAGUUAUCUCGGGCAUACAGCAUUCGUUCACGCUGAAGCGUCCCAAGGCGGCCGAAGAACGGGAGGAGGAGCGCGAAGUGGAGGACACGACCACCGAUGUGAAGAAUUUGUUUGAGCGACCGCUACGCGAGCCCAUUCUGGGCAAGCACUUCCAGCUGCCCGGUCGCAGUGCCAUCGAGCAGCGCAUCGAGCUGGAUACGACACAGCUGUAUAUUCCAGUGUACACGCAUCUGCGUGUAUAUCCAUCCGAGAUGAUGGAGGCUCUGCCGACGUCGCCAAUUAUUGGUCAAGUGAAAGCUGAGAACUAUUUGGAGCAUUAUAUGCCCGUGGUGGGCAAGGUGGAUGUCAAUACAUCCGCCAUAAACAUAAAGGAGCCGCAGAAGCUGGAGCGCAUCAAGGCUGGCGCCAACCUGGACCAACCGCGGGCUAGCGCUGGCUGGGGAAAGCCCAAGACAAGCUCAAUUCUUGGCAUACCCAGGGCAGGCUCCAGCCUAGGCAAAGCCAGGGCUAGCGUUAGCCAGGGCUCUCCCAAGGCUGGCGUUAGUUCAGGGUAUGGCAAGGUUAGCGUUAGCCAGGGCUAUCCAAGGGCUGGCAGCCCCAGGCCUCGCACUACUAGCCUGAGCAAGCCCAAGACCAGCUCCAGUCCAGGCAAACCUAAGGCUAGCUUCAGGCUAGGCAGUCCCAAAGCCGCCGCCAGCCUGGCCAAAGCCGACUCUAGCCCAGGUAGACUCAAGUCUAGCCCAUCGAAACGCAGCUUCAGUCCAGGCAAAGCCAAUGCCAGCUCAGGCAAAGCCAGGAUUAGCUCUGUACUUGGCAAGCCUAAAGCCAAAUCGGAAAGGGAAACCCAUUAAUCUUGAGUUUUAAAU
Molecule: messenger RNA, 3804 nt
Organism: Drosophila novamexicana
Lineage: Eukaryota; Metazoa; Arthropoda; Insecta; Diptera; Drosophilidae
Product: WD repeat-containing protein on Y chromosome
Exons: 6
Coding region: 85-3789 (1234 amino acids)
Molecular function (GO): protein binding
Source: RefSeq, a predicted model, not a curated record